AUGGCCAAUGACGAUGAUGAUAAUUGGGACGAUGAGUUUGGAUUCGAUAAUAAUAGCAAUGAUCAUCCAACUAUACAUUUGUCACUGCAGCGCAAGUUGACUAUUGGUAAUCUGUCAAAGAAGUUCUUGCCAGUGUCACCAGCAUUGUCAUCGGCGACGACUACCACUUCUCGUGGUGUUGGUGGUCCCGCAACAACUAUAUCCUCAUCGCCAAAGAGUGGUUCGAGCGACUUUGGAUUCGACGAUGGCGAUGUCGAGGACGAUGACGACUGGGAUGCCGUCGUCAACCCCGUGGCAUCCUCUGGUCGCACCGCCACAAGUGGCGUGAGCAGCACCAGCAUCCCCAAACCCAAGACACAACAGGACGACGAUGAUGACUGGGACGCAGACUUUGCCACGAGCAUCAAGUCGCCACUGUCUGCCGCGACACUACAGCCACAGAUGAAGAUCUUGGGUAUCCGCGCGGAUCCCACAGUCAAGACCGAGUGGGACGACGACUUUGUCUUCAAUGACAGCUCAGAGUCGGAGCAGAGCUCGUCAACGGGCAUUCCAGCGUCAAUGCCAAGUAUCACCGCAAGUGGACUCGGCAAACCUGGCAACAACAUCAAUAUUAGCAUCAGCAUGACUGGCAAACCGAACAUCACCAGCAGCACAUCCAUUCACCAUCAUCACAAUACCAGCAGUGGCAGCAUGUCUGGUAGCAAGUCCAUUCCAUUUGGAAGCAGGACGACAUCCACACUAGAUGCCAAACUAUUGGCAACUGUAUCCGAACUGAUAUCAUGUAUUAAUUUUGGCCCUGGACAUGUAGAACUUAAUGAAUCACACCAGACCAUCGAUGUAAAGACACCUCCACUCAAUGAACUCAAAGUACUAAGUGAAACAGAGAUGAAGAAAAGAUUGGACGCACAGAAUGUAGUUAUUGAUCGCGCUACUGGUGGAGUUGGCGUGGCAAAGGUAGACUUGUCAAAGAUGUACUUUGACUUGGGUCUGAUAUACUCUUCGAAUCAACAGACAAUGGCAGCAUCGGCUCAGUUCACAACAGCUAAUCGUAUAUUACAAGAGCAUAAAGACGACUUUGAUGCGGCGCCACUCGACGACACACAGACACUGUACGAACUCAACCUGUACUACCAACUGGGGCUGGCCUACAAGGCCAUGGCCAACAUCUUCAACACGACAGAGUAUCUCAAAAAGGCACUGGAACUGUGUAUUGCGCGUUGCGACUUGGCGGCCAUGCAGCAGAAGAUCAACGUUGAACUGGGCAUGUGCUAUCUGGCCACCGAAACACCAAUAUAUGCGGCACGCCACUUUGAGAGCGCCAUUCGCGCCAUUCUCUUUACGCCAUGCACACAGCAACAUCUACACAACAAAGACUGCAAGCAGGUCGACUUGAAGAAGACAGUGGCAGGAGAGGCUUCACUUGUACACUCACUGGCCAAUGGAUGUCUCCAGUUGGCAAAGUCACUCAAGAUGAUGGAGGAGCACGAUCUGGCCGUGCAAGCAGCACAACGAUCUUUUGGCGCCAUACACCUGGACGCUACUGCAGCACGUCAACAACAUGGCGCACUAUACAACGAGUGCGUCCAACUCUAUCGCGAUACAAUUGUACACUUGAAACAGCAACAACAGAAGCCAAUCAUACAGGUACAGGACACGACAAAGGCGACGUCGACACAGGACUUUGAGUCGGACGAAGAGGACUGGGAUGCAGAGCUGGGUCUUGACGUCGAGGAGGAUAGUCGGCCGGUGUUGCAACUGGCUGGCCAGGCACCAAACGUCGCGCCCAACAAGGACAGGAUGCCAUCGCACUACAAACUGAUUGAGGGUGUCAACAAUCAGACGUUUGAGAUUGUCAAGUACCCCAAGCCUUCCUACCUUUACUCGAUGAACACACCAGACGGCCAUCCAUUCAUGCAUGAGGAGGCCCUUUCGCAGUGGCUCUCUGGCCUCGUCAUCAAACACCUCGAUGGCGCUGACAUGGCCCUGCGCGUGCUCCCCAAGAAGGCAGCGCUUGAGGAGCUUCGCAACGAGUUCACGCUCGAGUCCACCAAGGUGAAGAACAACCUCAAGAAAUGGACACAGAUGAACCUGGAGUUCUGCUACACACUGCACAUCUUUGACUAUGACGAGCCGUGUUGGGACAGCGUUCAUGAGUUCUUCCUGGCGCUGCGCGACUGUGGUGGCAACUCAUCGCCACUCGUGCGUCCAACCGCAGGUCGACUGACGCCCACAACCACCCAAACCUCACUGCUGCGGCCACCUGCAUCGCCGCGACAAUCAUCAAGAAGGGCAUCAAUGGAGAUAGAUGAGAGGGAUGCCACAUACCACUAUGCACUUCAGAUGCUCUAUCUUGCUGCCAAGCUGUGGCGCGCCGAGGAGGACUCGUCGUUCCGCCAUAUGUGUCAGGGCCUCAAGAACCUGUCGGCGUCCAACGCAGCACACGUCGAGCUGAUGGCCGCCGAGACCUAUUCACAUCAUUUACAUCACAAGUGCUCAUCAGGUGACUCGGACAGCGACAAUGACAACAGUGACUCUGACCUUGAGGAGCCCGAGCUGCGGACGCGCCCCGAGGAGUUUGCCGGAAGCGAGGAGGAGAAGGUCAACCCUCUGAACGUGUUCCUGCGCGUGUACACACAGUGCGCACUCAAACAGCAGCAGCAACAGCAAGCAGACGCCAAGUACAAGGACUAUCUGGAGAUUGGCCUCAAGAGCGCCAUGGUCAAGGCCCUCAUAGACGUACACUUCCACGUCAAUGGCAUCUCACCUCUGACGACCGCUCGACUCUCUGACAAACCAGCCACCAGCGUCAAUGUCGACGCCCAGUUUGUUCAGCUACUCGAUGCCAAUCAUCGCAUGGCCCUUCUGACCAAGCUGUACACAGAGCUUCCCGCCACCAACUUCCUAAAGGCCAAGGCGGCCUAUGCAUUGGGCCUUCACGCCGUGGACAACAGCGAGCUUGCUCUGGCUGAGAAGCUGUUCUUUGAGUGUCUGUACAUUGUGGAUCGAUGCAAACAGCCUGUGGUCGGACUGCCGCUUGUCCUUUCCGAACUAGCCGGCAAUGCAUCCUUCAGCUACGCGAGCGUGUUGCUUGACAACUACAAGUACCAAUACGCCAUCGUCAGCUUUGACAAUGCAUUGCUCAAUCUCAACAUACGCAAGAAGCGCAAGGAGUACCUGUCACUACUGAGCAAGGUGGCCACCUUGGCUCGCGAGAACGAUGACAUCAACUCCGCGAUCUACUACUUCAAACAAGUGCUGAAUGGUUACCUUGAGAGCGACCCACAGUCCAAGACCAACGAGAUCGUCUACAUCUGCGAGGUGAUCAGCUCAAUGCAUCGCGAACUCGGCAACUAUAAGCAGUGUGAGGAGUACCUCAAGGUGGUGCUUCUCAUCCUUCAUAAGUCGACCUCGUCGCAGUCCACAGUCGCGGCGCAUCCCAUCGGCCCCGGUGACCCGGCAUCAAUCAGCAAGAACCUGGUCGAGUCACCCAAGUAUGACAACCCAAUCUUCUUCCAACUGCACAUGAAGUUGAUCAAUCUGUAUCUGGAGAGCUAUCACUUUGAGAAGGGUCUCGAGCUGCUUAUGACCAUGCGUCGCCACACACUGCCACAUGGCAAACAGAACUCCCUGUUCUUCCUGCUGGCCAAGGCCUACACCAAGAUGGAGAUGUUUGAUGAGUGCACCAACGUGCUCAAUCAGCUCGAUUCGUCGGCCGAGGAGAGCGGAGCUCAAACUCAACACGCUGCACUCAAACUCGGCAUCCUCAAGGGCGCGCCAAUCACCGCGUUCACCAACAAGAGUGCCAGCCAAUCGGGCGCUGCUGGCGGCGGCAGUGGCGGCAACAAGAGCGACCGCAACCUCAACUAUUGGGUGCUGAACUGUCUCAACUACCUCGCGGCCAACAAGUUUGCAGAGGCCUUGCUGUGCAUUGAGUGCGCCAUCGAGAUAUGUCCACUAAGUUCACUCAACGCUCGUGGCCAGUACUUCUACACUCGUGGCAAGAUAUUCCAACGCCUCAUCCAGCUGUGUAACGCCACGUUGAUCACAUUCCCCACAAACUUGCGGCCAUCCGGAGAAGAGUGGCGUGACUUUAUCGACUCCUCCCAGCUGACCAACUACACAUCCACGGGCGACCUGCUCCAGGAGGGAAUUGCAAGCUUCAAGCGCGCCUACAACUACUUCAAGAGCACGGGUGACGAUGUCAAGAUCCAAAAGACCGUCAGCCACAUUGCAGAAUUGUACCUGGAUCGUUUGUUCGCACCCGUCGCCCUACAUCACUAUCCAUUCGAUGAUGUUGCACGCCUCUCCAUCUUCAACCUAUCGAUCUUCAUGCAAAGAGACAGUGAGCAGCAGCAACAAGACGACAAGCACAAGCGUGGCAAGGCCAAGGCUGCGGCUGAAGCUGAUACAGCUGCCGUCAAACCUGCGUCUGGUGACUUUUACAUCACGCUGGACAUGAUAGAGAACCCAUCAACCGUGGCCAUGGACGUCAACAUCAACACAUGCAACAUACUCCAGUUGCUACGCACCUAUAUGAACAUGGCCGAGCUGCGCUUCUUGCAGGGCGACCGAGAUCUGGCCAUCUCAUAUUGGACCGAGGCGCGCAACCUCUUCUACACGCUCUUUUGCGAUGGACCACACUUUAUCGGCAAGAGCGCGCCACUACACUUCCUCAAGAAGGUGUUUGAAUCAUGCAAGCGAAUGAUACGAUUCCUCUUUGCCUUUGAUCAGGACUUUAUCAAUAAGAACCUGAUGCUCGUGGACAGCUACCUCUCGCUCGAGAUUGACAUUGCCCAAGCACGCAAGCGUCCCAUCAACCCCAACCGACCAAUCUCAUAUGAUGCCAACCCUAUGAUUGGCAAGAUCUACAUCCCCUACCUGGGCAAGUCAUUGACACUGGGUCGCAACAUCAAGCGCAAGACAGAGAUGACUGCCGCCAUCUCGAUGGACUUCUCCGUCCAUACGCUCAGUAUCCCCAAGCAACCGUUCUGUGAGCGCACCAGGCCAGAGGAGCGUCCAGUCAAGACAGGAGACGACGUUGGCGAGAAGCUGUGGGGUGCACUGCACUACAUCAAGAAUGAGAUCAGGAAGUACUCAAUCGGCAAGAUCAACCAGGACGAUCUGUCCACACGAUGCAAGGUCACGAUCAAGCACAUCCUGGCCAUCCACCAGGCGUACAAGAAUCAUCUAGUGAUCAGCCAGAGUGCCCCAGCUGCGACCCCCUCAUCGCCAGGCUCACCCAACAUCCCCAUGCUCCAGAGUUCAAACAGUCUGGCAUCAUUGUUCCGUCAGCAACAGGCUUCCGGCAACAGCAGUAGCAGUGGUAAUGCUAGCCCCAAGAUCACUCAGUCACAAUCACCAUCUCACGAGGCUUUGAUGGGCCGCACACGAACACCCUCCAACGCAUCGUCCACAACCACCACCGCAGUGUUUGGAGCAAAUAGACGCGACCUUUCCACAAAGUAUGAGGAGUUGUCAUUCACAACGGCGCAGGCCAAGAUCAACGCCUCGCUUCAGAAGCUGGUGUACUCUCUACAGGUCGACAACUACUUUAUUCACUAUCUACCGCACAGUGGACGCAAGAGAUUGAACAGAAUUGGUGGCAUGGAGGAGUUGGAUACGAUGCAGCCCUGCACCAACAUGGUCUAUCUGGACAUCAUGCUUCUUUCCAAUCCCAAGGAGAAGGUGUCAUUCAUGGUCAGCCCUCAGAUCACACUGGACAAGGUGUUGUACACCCUCUGCAACCGACCCUACUGGGCGGUGGACGGCGCGCAGGCUGCAGACCCCAAGAAGAAGGGCUUCCUUGGCUCAUUCAGCAGGAACACACACAACGCCCUCAAGUCUGCCCCACGAUUCAUAGAGAAGACGACAAACUUCCAUAACGAGCUCGUUGGAUUCUUGAACUCAAUCAUUGGACCACCCACAGCAAUCGAGACAGUCGACGGCGCAGGCUCAGAGGUCCACCACCAGCACACCAACACUCAGCCCAUACUACCAUCGGGCGGCGCCACCUACGACAAGGUGGCGGCUGCCGCGGCAGCUGCACAGUCCGAGCCACACAACCGAAGCUACAGUGUGGGCGCCUCACAGGGCAGGAAGGUGUACACCAAGGACCAGCUGUCACUCAUCUCUUUGGCAAAGCGCAUGACCAGAGGAGGACCGGCACACGCCAAGGGCUACAUGUCAUUCGAUCAACUCAAUGUUCCACUCAGCAAGGUGUUCUCACAGAGGGAGAUGAAUGAGUGCACCGAGAGGAAUGCGCUACAACUCUCACUCUUUGUCAACAGUGGUGAGGAGAAGAAGAGUUGCAGCAGUCGUGCAUUGGACAGCCCUCUGACCACAUCGUCAGAGGACGUCAAUGAUCAGGCCAUUGCAUUCAAGCCCGACACCCUGACAUCGUUGCUCUCACUCUUGUCGCUCACCUCAUCCAAGGAGGUCACACAAGAGGACAUUGAUCGCAAGAAGAUUGUUAACGAUCUCAGACGCUCAGUCUUUGGUUCGCUGUUUGAGAUACUGCCCACAGAGAAAUCAGACACAGAGGCCCACAAGUCGCAGGCGGCAGCAACAGCAGCUGCCAAUGCCAAGAAGACCAGGUCAUUUGUGUUCUUUGGCAACUCCAAGACGUCAGAGGCAACAAUGUCAGCAGCCACCCUGCCAGCGACAAACAUCUCAACCUCGCCAAUGAUCUUUAUCUGCUCAAAGAGUCUCCAGGUGUUCCCUUGGGAGUUGAUCAUACAGGACUUUAUGGUGCGAUACCUUACCCUUUACGACCUGAUGAAGACAUCAUGUGUGGACGUUAGCGAUCCAGAGAACCAAGAGAAUGGAAUUAUCCCAACCUUUGUCAGUUGCUGCAACUCAUCCAUUGACAAGACUCACUACAUUGACAACCAACGCAAGGACAGAUUGCUCAAGAGCAUCUUUUACAACCUUUACACGACCAUCAAUACACCAUCAGGCCGAUUGCCAAACGAUAAUCAACCAUUCCUUUCGCCAUUGAUCAAACUUGGAGUCAAGCCAAGUGUUGUCAAGAAGAAGUACAAGUACUUGGACUUCUUUGACCUGUCCACAUCCAAGAUAUCUGGCAUUGUCAACUUCUUGGAGAGCUUUGACGACUCUAUCCACUUCCCAGUAUUCAUAUUCACAUACCAUGAUAUAGUAGACCUUUCACAACUUCCACUAUUUAUUCUAAGGAGCAAACCAAUUUGUAAUGUAUUAUUCAUACCCUAUUGUAAACAAAAGGAGAUUAUGUCUAGACUGUGCAAGAUAUACGAUGUACACUUGAAGCAGAAUGUAAAGAAUGCAACGCCAUCCACUAGGAAGGAGAGGUAUCAAUUCUUAAUCUCUGCUGUCCAGAACCUAAAGGAGGAGUUCCAAGUGCCUAUUGCCAUCUUUAACCCAACCUUCUUUGUAAAUAAAUAG
This is a messenger RNA of Acytostelium subglobosum LB1, 7419 nucleotides long. RefSeq lists its product as hypothetical. Gene Ontology annotation, molecular function: protein binding. The record is from RefSeq and is a predicted model, not a curated record. The coding region runs from base 1 to 7419 and encodes 2472 amino acids. The transcript has 5 exons. Lineage: Eukaryota; Evosea; Eumycetozoa; Acytosteliales; Acytosteliaceae.